CCGGACGCUUUGCCAGUCUGUCAGUACUUCGUUAGACGUGGGUCGUGUUACGCGCCUCGCAUAACGUUAGUCACUCAAAAUAAUGACUGACAAUAUCCCCCGCGCUAAUCAACCGUCUACACAAAACGAGUGAAGGGUCCCGGACCCCAUCGCAAAGCUAUGGCAGGUGCCAUUCGUUCUUACAACUCGCUAGUUAUUUGAGUGUGACAGACUUUAAAUCGGUAAAAAUUCACAAUGAUACAGGACAGCGAUACCUUAGCCCUCGCUGAGAGGGUCGCCGUCUUUAAAAGCGAUCCAGAGAAACUACGGCAAGCUACCGAAUUUGUAGAUCAACUCAUUGAGCAAGCUAAGAAAGAGGCUGAACUAAAACAAAAAGAGAAAGACAGAAGUAAAUUCGAAGCACAAGAAGCUGCUGCUGGUAAUCUAAAGCGGCGUCUGGGGCGGGCGCGAGGCUUCGUUUUGCGUAUGUUCGACGCACUAUGCAACUGCACGCAGACCGCCGCGGCCGCCGCGCGCACCACAGCACGCAACAAUCCGUUUACAAAACGCUAACUCGAUUGUGACUUUUAGACCGGUUUUAGGGGAUUAUAAUUGAAGAGAGAAAAUUAGAGUGAUAUGAGAGAUACAACAAGGAUAUUUGAUAUUUAAUGCGAUCACAAUUUAUAUUGACCAUUAAUAACAGCAUUAAAACAUGUAAUGUACUGAUUAAAAUCGAAUAUUUAAAAUAGGAAAGAAUAUCUACAAAGUAUUUGUAAGUUCAUAAAAUUGACAUGGUUUAGAAAGAUGUUAUCAUAUCGACAAAGUCGUUAAGUAACAUAAUUUCAGUAAAAGUGGAUAUAAGUACAGUGUACAAAAUUACCUCUGACACUAAUUCCAAUUAGCAUCUCUGUGGUAAAUAAUAUAAAUGGUUAUACCUACGUUAAAGUUCGUCAUCGACAACUUAACGGAAGUAUGACAAUUGAAAAAUAUCGUUUCAGAUUCGAUACAAAACAUUAAGAUUUACGACGAGUUCAUUAUGUCGAAAAUAGGGUUUGUUUAAACGUAUAUUUUUACAUAUCUUAAGAAGUAUUAAAUGCAGGGAAGGAAAGGAACAAACGUGGGGAAAUGGCGGUUUUCAAACCAAAGAUCUAAAUAAAAAUUAAUAUAUAAAUAAAAUAAAAGAUGUAACAGUUAUUAAUAUAAAUGUUAAGUAGUCACAGUUAUGUCACAAUAUUUUGUUUGUUAUAAUUAUUAAUGUUGGUUAUUUUUCUUUUUUUUUUAAACGCUUUUCCCUUAUGAAAUUCACUGCCGAACUAAUAAAUUUAUACACUCAUGACGUUUAUGUCUUGGACGAAGUUGAUUUAAUA
This is a messenger RNA of Diatraea saccharalis (sugarcane borer), 1346 nucleotides long. The record is from the annotation of a GenBank genome assembly. Lineage: Eukaryota; Metazoa; Arthropoda; Insecta; Lepidoptera; Crambidae.